This is a messenger RNA of Polyodon spathula (Mississippi paddlefish), 681 nucleotides long. Its product is annotated as NADH dehydrogenase [ubiquinone] 1 alpha subcomplex subunit 7-like. Lineage: Eukaryota; Metazoa; Chordata; Actinopteri; Acipenseriformes; Polyodontidae. Gene Ontology annotation, cellular component: mitochondrial inner membrane. The transcript is spliced from 4 exons. Gene Ontology annotation, biological process: mitochondrial electron transport, NADH to ubiquinone; ATP synthesis coupled electron transport. Bases 84 to 431 code for a protein of 115 amino acids. The record is from RefSeq and is a predicted model, not a curated record.
UUAAAUAACUGAAAAAAUACGUCAAAAACUACAAUGCCGUGCCUUCCCAGGAUGCCCCGCGAGUCUUGCCCUUGACAACAGCGAUGGCGUCUGCUACCAGAAUCAUACAGAGACUCCGAAACUGGCUUUCGGGGCAAGACCUCCAAUCGAAACUGCAGCUACGGUACACAGAGAUCACCAAAAGGACCCAGCCUCCCCCCAAACUCCCACUCGGACCCAGCCACAAGUUUGCCCAAAACUACUACUGCCUGCGUGACGGACGCCGGGAGUCUGCCCCGCCGACAGUGCUCAUGUCCCCCUAUAAGGCUCUGGCUGCUGGAACACAAACUGGCAGCCAAGAAUCUGGGGUAACUGUUGCUGCCAAGCGCCCGGUAAUCCCCGGGCCACCACCUAGGAAAUGGGAGCUUUCCAAGGAUGAGCCUUACCUGUAAGAGGAACAGAGAGCCUUCGCUUCCCAAACACGUAUAUCCCCAACACUGUCACCCAGCACUGCACUUGGCAACCUGAUUACUGACUUGGUUCUGUUAAAGUUGCCGCUGGUAAUAAUAAAAACUGAGAGCGGCUGGAUGGAUCAUCAGAGUGCCCUGUCCCUGUCCUUAGCUGGAGCUUGUUUCAUAUUGUAUCAUAUUGACUUCUAGCAUCAAGUAAGAUGCUGAAUUGAAUAAAUGUAUUAUAUCUAUA